Molecule: messenger RNA, 1158 nt
Organism: Desarmillaria tabescens
Lineage: Eukaryota; Fungi; Basidiomycota; Agaricomycetes; Agaricales; Physalacriaceae
Product: P-loop containing nucleoside triphosphate hydrolase protein
Exons: 6
Coding region: 310-1071 (253 amino acids)
Cellular component (GO): cytoplasm
Source: RefSeq, a predicted model, not a curated record
GAUCAUCACCAUCCAUGAGGAUUAUCGAGAGAUGAACUCCUAAGUUAGACCCUUUUUGCUUCUUGCCGCUAUCCGGUGCUGUGCUUCGCAAUCAUUUACCGCUAUCCCCUUACUUUGACUUCGAUAAUAUUCACUCUCAGUCCUGAGGCUAGUGACAUCCUCCGGACCGGGGUAUUCAUCAGCUUAAAUAAUUGCUCAUCCCUUUUGUACCUAAUUGACAUCCUCCACUAUCCCCCAUCCUCGUUCUCGAUAAAUCAUCAUACAUCGGCCGAUACAAACCUCGAUCGCCUUCACAGAAGCUUACCAACCAUGACGGUGAAUGGAGUAUCUUCUGUAAAGACGAAAGUGAUUCUUGUGGGAGUGGGCGGCGCGACAUGCUCCGGCAAGACGACACUAGCGAAGCAUCUCAAGAGCAUCUUACCUGAUAGUGUCAUUAUUCAUCAAGAUGAUUUCGCUCCACCUCAGGAGCUCGUGCCAUAUCAUCCAACUUACAAAGUGCAAGACUGGGAUGCCGCACCAGGUGCAAUCGAAUGGUCUCGGCUGAUCAAGUUUUUGCGCCAUGUGAAAGCCUCAGGAGAGAUACCAGGCGACCAUCGUAGCCACGAUCAUCUGAACGAACAGAAAUUGGUACAGGUAGACGAAGAGAUCAAGCAGCGAUGGCGGCACGAAUUUGAAAAAAUUAAGGAGGCGAAUGCGGAGGCGGGGGAACGCGUAAUCUGGGGUUUGGUGGACGGAUUUUUGCUGUACUGGCAUCCCGAAGUUAUCGAACAACUGGACGUCCGUAUAUUCCUCCGCGUACCACAUGAUGUGUUAAAGGAGAGGCGACAUCAGCGACACGGGUACCACACAGCAGAGGGCUCGUUAUGGCGCGACCCUCCCAUGUAUUGGGAGCAAAUUGUGUGGCCAGCGUAUCUUGAUGCGCACAAAGAUAUGUUUUUAAAUGGAGAUCUAGAACACGGGGAACCCGGGGACAAAGUCAAGGGCGCAUUAGUUAUCGAGCCGCUAACAAAGAGCAUGGGAGAAGUUGUAGAAAUAUGCUGUCAGGCCUUGAAAGACGCCGAGACCAGGUAGACCACAUCACCGUAACCUAUACUUUAGAAUAAUUUUAUGGCAUCUUGCUACAUGUCAACUUGAUGUCUUACAUCGGCAGGGCGGCUC